AUGGAAACUACAGGCUUUACACAAACGCAGCUUGAGGUUCGUGAAGCCGUUGGCGCAAUAUGUUCACAAUUUCCAAACACCUACUGGCAAGAGCGCGACCAAAGCGGCCAGGAUCCCAAGGACUUCCACGCGGCCCUCGCAAAAGACGGAUGGCUGGGCAUCGCCCUCCCGGAAGCGUUUGGAGGCUCAGGUCUCGGUAUCUCGGAAGCAACCAUGAUGAUGCAGACGAUAGCAGAGUCGGGGGCCGGCAUGGCAGGCGCGCAGAGCAUCCACGCCAACGUCUACGCGACGCAGCCGCUCGCCAAAUUCGGGUCGCAGGCCAUGCUCGAGGAGACUAUUCCCAAGAUCGUGUCGGGACAGUGGCGCACAUGCUUUGGCGUCACGGAACCCAAUGCAGGCCUCGAUACCCUACGGUUGAGUACCGCUGCGAAGAAGAUGGAUGACGGUACGUACAGCAUCACAGGGCAGAAAAUCUGGAUCACGUGCGCGCAGGUCGCGGACCGCAUGAUCCUACUUGCGCGCACCACACCUCGUGAGGAAGCAGCGAAGCCAUCCCAGGCGCUCUCAAUCUUCUGCAUACCGCUCGACCGCUCCGCACCGGGGCUCGACAUGCGCAAGAUCGGGAAGAUGGGCGGCCGGGCCGUCGACGCAAACGAGGUUUUCUUCGACGGUUACCGCGUGCCCGCAUCCUCGCUCAUCGGCGAAGAAGGCCAGGGCUUCAAGAUAAUUCUGCACGGUAUGAAUGCGGAGCGAUGUCUGCUAGCCGGUGAAGCGCUGGGCUUGGGAUACGCCGCGCUCGCAAAGGCCGCGGCGUACGCGCGCGACCGCAACGUAUUCAACCGCCCUAUAGGCAGCAACCAAGGCGUUGCGCACCCGCUCGCGGACGCAUACAUGCGGCUAGAAGCUGCGAAGCUGGCGACGUACCAUGCGGCGCGGCUGUACGAUGCGUCGAAGGAUGAUGCGAGUAUCCGACAGGACGCCGUGGGUAUCGCGGCUAAUAGCGCUAAAUACGUUGCUGCCGAGGCGGCCUUCAAUGCGUGCGAGAAGGCGGUGUUGGCGCAUGGAGGUAUGGGGUAUGCGGUCGAGUACGACGUUGAAAGGUGGUUUAGGGAAUGUCUCGUGCCGAGGAUUGCGCCUGUUAGUAGGGAGAUGAUCUUGAAUUAUGUAGGGGAGAAGGUGCUGGGGCUACCCAGGAGUUAUUGA
This is a messenger RNA of Didymosphaeria variabile, 1203 nucleotides long. RefSeq lists its product as uncharacterized. The record is from RefSeq and is a predicted model, not a curated record. The coding region runs from base 1 to 1203 and encodes 400 amino acids. Lineage: Eukaryota; Fungi; Ascomycota; Dothideomycetes; Pleosporales; Didymosphaeriaceae. Gene Ontology annotation, molecular function: acyl-CoA dehydrogenase activity; flavin adenine dinucleotide binding. The transcript has a single exon.